AUGCCUUCGCGGACUCAAGAAUUGCCUACUCGGACAAGUGACCCCUUGCAAACCGCAGGAACUCCUCAAUGUGUCCCAGUCAGUAAUCCCGGCGAGACCUUCUGGCAAACAACCAAGCAUAAGCUACAUGACCAUCGUUCAACAGAGCAACUGCCUGAGUACAAGGAUAUUGUGAUCAUAGGUGCUGGGUACGCUGGUGUCAGUACCGCCUACCACCUCGUCAAAGACCAUGGCGGAUCGAACAAGUCAGUCGCUAUUCUAGAAGCUCGGGGUGCUUGCUCGGGUGCAACUGGCCGGAACGGCGGUCAUGCCAGACCCGAUUUCUAUGGUCACAUUCCAACCUAUAUCGACCGUGCAGGAGAUCGAGCAGGAGCUGAGAUCGCCGAGUUCGAAAUCAAGAAUCUAGGCGCUUUGAAAAAAGUCAUUGAUCAAGAGAAGAUCGAUUGUGAUUUUACUCUGGCCCGAUCGAUUGAUGUUUGGUGUAACACAGAGGCUGCCGAGAGGGCUAAAUCUACAUAUGACCAAAUGGUUGCCAGGGACUUUGAGUAUAUGAACGAUGUUGUUUUCUAUGCGAAUGAUAAUGCAGAAGGAAUAUGUGGUGUAAAAGGCGCCAAAGCGUGUGCCAGCUUCACCGCGGGAACAAUGUGGCCAUACAAAUUCAUCAUGCAUUUAGUCGAGCUGAUUGUCGAUGCUGGUGUCAACCUUCAAACAAAUACGCCCGUUACAUCAGUGACUGCCGAUACAGGAGCUGGAUAUAUUAUCGACACGCCUCGAGGCAAGAUGCGUGCUGGGAAGGUUGUUUACGCAAACAAUGCCUAUGUCUCUCAUCUCCUCCCACAGUACAGAAAGAAUAUCGUCCCAUGCAAAGGCAUAUGCUGCCACAUCAAAGUUCCCGAUGGAGUGACGCCACCUCUCCUGAACAACUCCUAUAUCAAUCGAUCGGAAGAUAACGUCCUUUCAUACCUGAUUCCACGGGCUGACGGCAGUGCUGUCGUUGGAGGCGCUGCUGCCGUAUUCCGAAAACACGAAGACCAGUGGUACGACAAUGUAGACGAUAGCGUCCUCAUAGAUUCUGCAAAGGACUUUUACAACAACUAUAUGCAGGAGACCUACCGUGGAUGGGAGAAUACUGGAGCUAAGAUCGACAAAAUUUGGACCGGUGUGAUGGGCUACUCCUAUGACUCCAACCCUCAUAUUGGCACUGUCCCUGGUAGUGACAAAGACCAGUAUAUCCUUGCAGGUUUCAAUGGUCAUGGCAUGCCGGUUAUUUGGCUAUCCUCGAAGGAACUGGCCAAGAUGAUCAUCCAAGAUAUUCCUUUCGAGCAAACUAGCAUGCCUCGACUGUUCCAGACUUCCCAGUUUCGAAUCGACCGAGCUUUGAAUGGAAAGACUGAGGAUGGUGAUAUUUUGGGGAGUGGUAAAUUCCCGGCCACAAAGCCUUAA
This is a messenger RNA of Penicillium waksmanii, 1443 nucleotides long. Its product is annotated as NAD(P)/FAD-dependent oxidoreductase. Gene Ontology annotation, molecular function: oxidoreductase activity. The coding region runs from base 1 to 1443 and encodes 480 amino acids. Gene Ontology annotation, cellular component: cytoplasm. Lineage: Eukaryota; Fungi; Ascomycota; Eurotiomycetes; Eurotiales; Aspergillaceae. The transcript has 2 exons. The record is from RefSeq and is a predicted model, not a curated record.